Pogoniulus pusillus (Red-fronted tinkerbird) is the source of this 4187-nucleotide messenger RNA. RefSeq names its product glial cells missing transcription factor 2 (gene GCM2). Gene Ontology annotation, biological process: gliogenesis; regulation of transcription by RNA polymerase II. Gene Ontology annotation, molecular function: DNA-binding transcription activator activity, RNA polymerase II-specific; RNA polymerase II cis-regulatory region sequence-specific DNA binding. The transcript is spliced from 6 exons. Bases 640 to 2058 code for a protein of 472 amino acids. The record is from RefSeq and is a predicted model, not a curated record. Lineage: Eukaryota; Metazoa; Chordata; Aves; Piciformes; Lybiidae. Gene Ontology annotation, cellular component: nucleus.
GAUAUGUCAAAAAAUAUUACCUGUAAGUUUCUAAUAAGAUAGAAGAUGCUGAUAAGAGAGUUCUGACUUCAGCUUUGUGUUUGCAACCCUGUGCCACAGAGCACAGCUGAAGAGAGAAUGCAUUUAGUGACUGUUAAUUUGUUUACGUCUAGAUCUAGAAAGCAGGUGUAUGUGCACAGUGCCUUUGACUUGCUCUCAAGGCUUUUUAAGCUGAAGGCAGCUUUGAGCUGUGUUUGAAACUCAAAUAUGAGAAGAAGUUGGCACCUGCCCUGAACUGCACCUAUUGGGUCACAACAACCCCAUGCAAUGACACAGGCUUGGGGAACAGUGGCUGGAAAGCUGUCUGGUGGAAAAGGACUUGGAGGUGUCGAUGUCAGCCAGCUGAAUACCCUGCUCAAAUCUGCAAAGGUCACAGCCUCUGGUGCUGGGGAGGUGGAUUCCAGUGACGCUUCCUCCCCUUGGCUGCCCACCAUCUCCAGGUAGCUGAAGGGGAGGAGGACUAGGCUGGUGGAACAGACUCUGCCCACCUCAGGGAGAGUCCCAGCCAGCCCCACAGGCAGAGCAACACAGCACCACCUGCCCUGGGGCCGCCCCACUACCAUAAAAAACCCGGACUUGCUGUCUGCAGCUGCCCCCAGCAUGAAGCUCACCUGGGACAUCAACGACCCUAAGCUGCCACAGGAGCCCAAGCACUUUGAUACCUUCCAGGAAUGGCCUGACGGCUAUGUGCGCUUCAUCUACUCCAGUGAGGAGAAAAAUGCACAGAGACACCUCAGUGGCUGGGCCAUGCGUAACACCAACAACCACAACUGCCAGAUCCUCAAGAAGUCCUGCCUGGGGGUGGUGGUUUGUGCCCGGAGCUGCUCAUUGCCCAGUGGUGCCCGGCUCCAGCUUCGCCCUGCAAUAUGUGACAAGGCUCGUCAGAAGCAACAAAAGAAAGCCUGCCCAAACUGUAAUUCUGCCCUUGAGCUGAUUCCUUGCCGAGGACACAGUGGCUACCCAGUCACUAACUUCUGGAGGCUUGAUGGCAAAGCAAUAUUUUUCCAGGCUAAAGGAGUCCAUGAUCACCCCAGGCCAGAGAGUAAAUUGGAGGCAGAGGCAAGACGAAGUGCAAUUAAGAAGCAAAUGUCCUCUUUCCACCAUGCCCAGAAAAAGAGACCUCUAAACUUAGAGGCAGGAAGGUACCACGAUGGCAGCGGUUACACCAACAACCUACAGAGUCUGUCCUGUAUGGAUGGUCCAGAAAGGGCUGGCAACAUCACAGACAGCAGUUUUCCAAUUCCAGCCCAGUCUUACCCUUCACUGCAAAAUACUGACCUCUACAAAGCACCUUAUGACUCAGCCAGCUUCCAAGAGGACCAGCUAAUGCCAUACCCUAAGUGCCCCAAUCCACGUAUCUACAUGCCCAAGCCAUGCAGCUAUGAGUUUGGAGUUCCUACCUUUAUAGGCUCCAGCCCUUAUUCAACAUUUUACAAAGAUUUUGCAAGUUCUCCUGUUGAUGCAGACCCCCUCACUUUAAAUGGCUCUCACUACAAUGCUGUGACCACCCAUGAUAAGAGCUUUGAUAAUCACAGCAGACAUUAUGGUCUGAAACCAGCUUGGGGGAAAUCUGGCACUGGAGACCGGAGCGACUAUGGACAGAUGCAAACAACCACUAGCCACCCUUACUACAGUGGGGACUAUGCCUGUAGGUAUGGUGCCAGCCCCUCUCCCAUAGCCCCACCACUGCAAACAGUCAUCACAACAACCACCAAGGUGUCCUACCAGGCCUACAAGCCAUCCACACUAAAAUACAGCGAUGACCUCUGUGACAUGAAAAAUCUGCAGAGCUAUACCCAUGUGGCAGAAAACAUCUCAGGUGCUGUCUAUUCAGGGAUGAAGAUACACGAAGACUUUGGGAUGAUAAAAUCAGCAUUACUCUACCAGCAUGACCCAGUCUCCACAAAGUCCAAACCGUCUGAGACUGUGGAGACCUAUCGGUAUGGGCCACUACCACUGGGGAACAGCUAUGCUGAGCAUGAAGGACAGACCUUACGGUUUGAGAGUGCUGAAUAUUGACUACAUGUUGCCUAAAUGGCAAAUACAUGCAAACUGGAAACACAUUCUCAUGCUUAUCAUGUGCCUGCUAAGCACAGUGACCUUGGAUUUGAGGAGAGGGUGAGGAAGCAGAAUAUCACAACAACUUACCCUCCAAAAGUGCCUAGUUGGAUCUGUGCUGAGUGAAAAACAUUUCUCAUAUUUCAAACCAGUCCCACUUAGUCUCUAAAAUGGCAUGAGGAGCUGAGCCCCAAACACACGUAGAAGCACAGCACCUCUGGAAGACAUUAACCUUUUGUAAUGGGGGUGUGAUCCACUUGUAGCCACAACUGACACACACCUCAAGCUCGGACAAAAAACGCCCUGCCUUGUAAGAAAGAAAAUGUGUACCAGGUAAUGCUAAAAAGGAAGGAAGGUGGCUAUGCAUUAUAGUCAACUGAAAGAAAUGAUGGAAAAAGAAAUAAAUGAAAGCAAGAUGAUGUGCAGAGUAAUUCACCUGAAUGGUCCAAUUGACCUGCCCAGUUGGGUUUUUCUGAACUGAGAAUGGAAGACAUCUACCUGCUGUCUUCACAUUGUUUUUUUCGAUGCCCCUGCACCAAGAGUACAGACUGUCCAGCUUUCCUAUGCAAGAAGCCCUGAUAUAGCCCCACUGCCACUGAAAACUGGCCUGCUGCAGGACUUGAUCUGAAGGUAAGAAGGCUCAGAUGUGUCCCACCAAACAGGCUCUGUACUGCAUGAGUGUCAUGGUUACAUACAUGAUCCUGAAAUCCAUUUGCAGUGAAGCCGCUUUGUGUCUGAAGAGGUCUGGCAAGCUGGGCAGACCAAUACUGCGCAGGUAUUGCUGCAGAAAUUUGCUUUAUCUAUGAGUACAACUCCAGCCUGUCUAAAACCACAACAUCCUCACUGCUUAGCAGUAUAGGUCAGCGCUGAAUGUUUCUUCCCUGGUUGCCUUUCUACACUACAUCUCCGUUAGAUCUUUCUCCUUCCUCCGAAGGACUUUUCCUAGUAAUUUUUCUCUCUAUAAUCAUAACUCCUUGUGACAUUGUUGUUAAUAAAAUCAUAGAAUGGUUUAAGUUGGAAGGGACCUUUAAAGGCUGUCUAGUCCAAUCUCCCUGCACUCAGCAGGAACAUCUGCAACUAGAUCGGGUUAAUCACAACCCAGUUUCAGUCCUGGAAUGCUUCCAUGGAUCAGGCAUGGAUUGCCCACCAUUCUGGGCAAUCUGUACCAGUGUUUCACUACCCUUAGUGUAAAAUACUGCAGUCAAAAUCUUCCCUCUUAGUUUAAAACCAUCACCCCUUGUCUUGUCACAACAGGCACUGCUAUGAAGUCAGUUCAAUCUUUCUCCUAGGCUCCUUAGUCUGCACUAAGGUCUCCUUGGAGCCUUCUCCAGGCUGAACCACCCCAACUCUCUCAGCCUUUCUUCACAGGAGAGGUGGUCCAGCCUUCUGAACAUUUUUUUUUACCUCCUCUAGAGAUACUCCAGCAGAUCCAUACUUUUCCUGUGCUGAAGACUCUAGACCUAGGACAUAGCAGUGCAGAUUGUGUCUAGCAAAGUGGAGUAGAGGGGCAGAAUCCCCUCCCUUGAUCUGCUGGUCACUUUUCUUUGGAUGCAGCCCAACAAAUUUCUCUUGGAAAUGAAGCAACCAAGGUCAGAAAACAAAAAUUUCAGAUAUCCUAAGCUAAACAAAAAAGAAAAAGCAUCUCCAUGAGGAUUUGCACCCCAAAAUUGUUAGCUCAUUAAGCUAACUACCUGUGGGGCAUGGUUAAGUGGUGGCCUGGCAGUGCCGGAUUAGUUAUUUGACCUAAUGAUUUUUAAAGAUCUCCUCAAAUGAAAACAAUUCUAUGAUUCUAAUUCUCCAUCGGGUCAGGAAGGAGAACAAUCACAGGAGCACUGCUGGAUUAAAACAGUAAUAUUGUGAAAGCUGCCUACAACCGGGGAAUGGAACCUUACCCAAAUUGUGUUUACUGAGCAAGAGUCAUGCAGACACAGGCAAAAUGAUUUUUUAUUAUUAUUGUUGUUACCAUGUACCUUUAACUUUUGGAACACUCAAAUAUUAAAAAAACUCUGUUUUAUGUAGAUUUUUGCUAUGUUUUGAGUAACUGUAUGCUACUGUAGCCUUUCAAUAAACAUGUGAAAUCACAGUUAAAA